CAUUCAAAUCAAUCUUGACAGACGGCCUCCCGCCACUUGGUGGUGAGAUUGGCAACAGGACUGAUUCGUCACAAAGGGAGGACCACGAGGAUGCUGUCAUUGAUCAUUCCAUGUUUACCCUUAUCAAGGAUAUAUCACUUUCUAAUAAACCAUCAUUGAUAUGGCAGUUAUUUGAAAACAAAGGUAAUUUCGAUUAUUGCUCCGAAACCUCAAUUGCCAAUUGCGUUUCUGUAGUGUUGGCCGAUAUUGUAUAUGCCAUGGGUAGAGAGAAAGAGCUCAGUUUUCGUGAAGAAAUGCCAUUUCGCCAGCAGCGACCUGAUAUAUGGGUAGUCUCGUUUCAUGGUCUUCCCGUCGGUAUCAUUGAGAUUAAGAAGCCCUCAGACAAGAUUAUGGAUUCACCUCAAUUGGGAGGUCAAGUAUUCGACUACUUGACUAUGUUGCAAUCAUUCUAUGGGAUUAAAUGGCAUUUUGCCAUUGUAUCCACAUACAGACAGUGGAAGAUCUUCUGGUUGAAAGAUACUGAUACCAUAGCCAAGUCGGACUCUGUCUCCACUCCGGACAAUUUAUUCAUCACAAAUCAACAUCAACUUCCAGAUAUUCCAUUAUGGGGUGGAGCUAAUCCGGUUACUGUCAAGGCUGUUAGUAAGAAACGAACAGCAACUACAUCUCGCAAUAUCUAUGCCAGCGACACAAUAUUUUCAGAUGACAAACGUCUUGCUCAUGCUAUUGCCUCAGUUUUGCAUAAGAUGGCCUCCACCCCAAGAGACAAGGUUUGUUUGGUAGAUCACAAUCGAGCUUAUAUUGAAAUGAAUGAUCAAACAUGGAAAUGGACAGAUCUGCCUUCGGACCUUAAGCAAGUCAAGUUUGAGUUGAUGCCUCGUAUUGAUGCCCCAAAAUAUAUCUGCUUGGCAUACUUGGGGAGUGGUUCAGAAGGUUUAGUCUGGCUUGCCACCACUAAGUCAGGUAAUGGGUGUGUAAUCAAGCUCUCAACAACCAUUCGACCAAUUCCACUUCAGCUGACAGGCACAAAAGAACAUUAUAAUAGAAAUACUGAAGAAGAGAGAGAGACUCUACUUAGUAAGAUGAAGACUGAAGCAAAGAAUUGGAGUGAUGUAUGGGGCAUUAAUGCUCAAGCAAAAAUUAUAGGUGGCCAGCCUGCACUGGUUAUGCCAUACCUUCAGAUGUGCUCACAAGAUGAGCUAGAUAAUAGUUCUGAAAUUCAGAAUGCUACAUGUAUAGCUGUCGAAGAUAUGGCUAAGCAAGGUUACCAGCAUGCAGAUCUUUCUCAACGUCAUGUUGGCCUUUACAAAAAAGUUGAUUCCUCUGGAAAGUGCUGUCUGCAUGCAAUCUUUGUUGAUCUUUCAAACAUUAGGAAGAUUCAACCUACUGAUCAGGUUGAUGCUGUUACAGCUAUGUUGAGUGAUCUCAAUUUAUGA
Molecule: messenger RNA, 1436 nt
Organism: Paraglomus occultum
Lineage: Eukaryota; Fungi; Glomeromycota; Glomeromycetes; Paraglomerales; Paraglomeraceae
Source: the annotation of a GenBank genome assembly